Molecule: messenger RNA, 1293 nt
Organism: Coccomyxa subellipsoidea C-169
Lineage: Eukaryota; Viridiplantae; Chlorophyta; Trebouxiophyceae; Coccomyxaceae
Product: MFS general substrate transporter
Exons: 8
Coding region: 1-1293 (430 amino acids)
Biological process (GO): transmembrane transport
Molecular function (GO): transmembrane transporter activity
Source: RefSeq, a predicted model, not a curated record
AUGCCAGACCCCCAAAACAAGCCGCCCGUGCCCCACCGAUGGGUCAUUGUGGGAGCCAUGGCCUUGGCCUUUGUCCUGUGCAACAUGGACAAGGUCAACAUGUCAGUGGCAGUCAUUCCUAUGGCGGCAGAGUUGGGAUGGAGCCCGAGCGAUCGGGGCCUUGUAUCAUCUGCUUUCUUCUGGGGUUACUCCCUGACCCAGAUCCCUGCAGGCUGGGUCUCGACGAGGAUUGGAGGGACGAAAGUGCUUCUGGCUGGGGUAGCUCUGUGGUCUCUGGGGACUUUGGUGGCGCCGCCAGCAGCGCACUUCAGCUUGCUGGCGCUCUGUGCCUCUCGUGUCUUUGUUGGAUUGGGCGAGGGAUUGGCGCCGUCUUCAGCGACAAACGUGAUGGCAAAGCUCGUGCCAGAGGGUGAGCGGGCGCGGGCCGUCACAGCCGUGUUUGGCUCUCUGGAUGUUGGCAGCGUGAUUGGCCUGCUUGUGUGUGGGCCCCUCAUCCGCACCUUUGGCUGGCCGUCUGUCUUCUACCUCUUUGCGCUGCUGGGCCUCGUGUGGUGCCUCCUCUGGCCGCUGCUGAAGCCCGAGGAUCCAGACACCUCUGUGCCACUGACAAAGCCCGCAGCCAUCGUGUCAGACAAGGCGGUGCCGUGGGGUGUGUUCCUGCGCUCCAAGCCGGUCUGGGCCAUCAUAGUGGCGCACUUCUGCUACAAUUGGGGCUACUACACGCUGCUGGCAUGGCUGCCCUCCUUCUUCGAGCUGUCCCUGGGCCUCACCGUGGAGUCCUCCUCGCUGCUCACGCUCAUCCCCUACCUGGCCAUGACCUUCAUGACGCCCUUUGUGGGGCCAGUCGCUGACGGCCUCGUCUCCAGGGGAUGGUCCAUCACCAAUGUGCGCAAGCUUGCACAGGGAGUGGCAUUUGCGGGUCCCGCCCUGUGCAUGAUUGCGUGCUCAGUGCUGACCCCUCAUGGCACAGCGCACCUGCCUGGUGCCAUGCCCACAGCCGCCAUCGUGACGCUGUUCAGCCUGUCCUUCGCCAUGGGUGCCUGGGCCCGCGCCGGGCUGUACUGCAAUCACCAGGAUCUGUCUCCGGAGUAUGCCGGCGCGCUUCUGGGCCUGAGCAACACAGCAGGAGCGCUGCCGGGCAUUUUGGGAGUGACAUCUGUGGGCUUUCUGCUGGAGAAGACAGAAAACUGGGGCGCCAGCUUGUUCUACCCCACAGCUGCCUGCCAGAUCUUUGGGCUCAUCAUCUACUCCAUCUUUGCUUCCAGCAAGCGGCAAGACUGGGCGACUCGAUGA